Medioppia subpectinata is the source of this 714-nucleotide messenger RNA. The record is from the annotation of a GenBank genome assembly. NCBI's taxonomy places the organism in Eukaryota, Metazoa, Arthropoda, Arachnida, Sarcoptiformes, Oppiidae.
AUGUUACGCUAUAAUUUUGAUGUCAUUACUUGCGAUUCUUGUAGAGUAUUCUUUAGGAGAAAUAUCAAUAAAAAUAAAAUACGAAAGUGUCGUUUUGAUGGCAAUUGUAUUAUUGAUAUGAAAACACGGAAACGCUGUACGAGUUGUCGGAUGAAAAAGUGUAUUAAAAUGGGAAUGAAAAGAUUGAUGGAAAGGGAUGUCAAAGCUCUGUUGGCACUCAUUAAGUACGGCUGUCUUGAGAUAGUACUGCUCAGGUAUUCAAUAUUUUAUGACAAUAACACCGAUUACUGGACCUGUGCUCGGACAUUAGACACUGAAAAAGUUUGCGGAUUCAAAUUGAGUGCAAUGAGACACGAGAAACGGGAUUUGUAUUGUUUUUACCAAGAUUAUUUUCAUAAAGUAAACACCGUUCUGAAUCACAAUUCUAUUAUUUUGGACUUGCUGACAGCAAUACUACUGUUUGAUCCAAACCGACCAAAUUUGAUACACAGGGAUGUUGUGAAAGCUGAACAGCAAUUAUAUAUUUAUUUACUCCAAAGAUAUCUGCAUUUAAAAUACGAUUCAAAAACUCAGUCAAAACUAUCACAACUUAUGAAUAUAUUAAUGGAUUUACAGAAUAUCUGUAAUAUUGAGAUGAAAAAUGCUUAUGAAUUGUAUUUGGAUUCUUACGGACCUAUACUUCAAGAGAUUCUCUUUGAUGUCACCACUAAUUAA